CCGAUUCCCUAACCGCAGUUGUGUGACCGCGUUCGGCGGGUGAGCACGGAUAGUAAGACAGUGACUCCGCUGUCAUUUGGCCGGAAAAGCUAAAAACCGUUCGAAAGCCACUAGAUUUGUGUGCCCCAGUGCCGCAAAUAGUUAUACAGUUCGUAAAUUAGUCGCGACUGGUGACAGUGCCCAGUAAUUCCCGAUAAGGGCAAGUGUGUUCCGCGUGAAAAGUGAGUCCGCGGCAAAGUGAAACCAUGAGGAGGUGUCACAACACCCCGUUCGCAAUUGUCAUUGCUCCGAUCUUGAUUUGUGCUUCUUUGGUCUUGGCCCAAGAUUUUGGCUACGAGGGCAGACAUGGACCCGAGCACUGGAGCGAGGAUUACGCACGCUGCAGUGGAAAGCACCAGAGUCCCAUAAACAUCGACCAGGUCAGCGCCGUGGAGAAGAAGUUUCCCAGGCUGGAGUUCUUCAAUUUCAAAGUGGUGCCCGACAAUCUUCAAAUGACGAACAAUGGCCAUACGGUGCUGGUGAAGAUGAGCUACAACGAGGACGAGAUCCCAAGUGUGCGCGGUGGUCCUUUGGCGGAGAAAACUCCGCUGGGCUACCAGUUCGAGCAGUUCCACUUUCACUGGGGCGAGAACGAUACGAUUGGCAGUGAGGAUUUGAUCAACAAUCGUGCCUAUCCCGCCGAGUUGCACGUGGUAUUGCGGAAUCUAGAGUAUCCGGACUUUGCCAGCGCCCUGGACAAGGAUCAUGGCAUCGCCGUGAUGGCCUUCUUCUUUGAGGUGGGCGACAAAUCAACUGGUGGCUACGAGGGCUUCACCAACUUGCUCUCGCAGAUUGACCGCAAAGGCAAGAGCGUUAACAUGACCAAUCCACUGCCACUGGGCGAGUACAUCUCGAGGUCCGUGGAAAGCUACUUUAGCUACACUGGUUCUCUGACCACACCACCUUGCAGCGAGGAGGUCACCUGGAUUGACUUCACAACGCCCAUUGACAUUACGGAGAAGCAGUUGAAUGCCUUCCGUCUGCUGACCGCCAAUGAUGAUCAUCUGAAGAACAAUUUCCGACCCAUCCAGCCGCUGAACGAUCGCACCUUGUACAAGAACUACAUAGAAAUUCCGAUUCACAACAUGGGCUCGAUUCCACUAGUCAAUGCGGAAAAUGCGGCUGGCAAGUGGAGGGCACAAGCCGCAGCAGUGCUGUUGUCCCUCGUUGUCCUCGCUGCAUUGUCAAGGACCUUCAUUUUCCGGGGUUUUUAAUUAGAGUUGUGCGGUGGUAAAUCGAAGGUUAAAUCGUUAAAUGCCUACCUGGCGCUUAGGCGCCCAAUUAAGCGCUGUAAUUUACAUUUUCCGCUCUUGUUCGCCGUCGCUGUUUGUUGUUCAAACACGAGUCCCGGUAAUUUCCUUCGGCAAGGACUCAAGUGCCGUCAGGACAUCCAUUCAUACCCACACACACACAUAUAUUUAUAUAUAUAUGGUAUAUGGGCAAACAAACAGGCGGACGGUGGGCGAAAUUAUUAAACCCCAAGUGGGCGGAGCUUCGGCUGGCACGGAACCCUUACUCAUCAAUUAUGCAGCACCUCGCACAGCGACUGUCAACCGAAUCGUACCCCGUAUCCGUAUCCGUACCCGUUCCCGCUCCCGUACCAGUAUCCGUAUCCGUAUCCCCGUAUUCCCCCAUCCGUCCAAAGAGGCCCGCCAGUGCGAGGGGAGGGAACCCCCUGGUCGUCCUCGCUAUUGCACAUUGUGAUUUUAAAUGCUUGGCACAAGCAGAGCUUUUUAUUCGUGUACCUUAGAUUUAAGUUUUGUAAACAUAAAACCGUAAUAAAUUUUAUUGUUUAAAUCA
This is a messenger RNA of Drosophila mauritiana, 1839 nucleotides long. It is a transcript of the gene CAH2, whose product is annotated as carbonic anhydrase 2. Bases 246 to 1253 code for a protein of 335 amino acids. Gene Ontology annotation, molecular function: carbonate dehydratase activity; zinc ion binding. The transcript is spliced from 4 exons. Gene Ontology annotation, cellular component: cytoplasm. The record is from RefSeq and is a predicted model, not a curated record. Lineage: Eukaryota; Metazoa; Arthropoda; Insecta; Diptera; Drosophilidae.